Messenger RNA from Myxocyprinus asiaticus (Chinese sucker), 3944 nucleotides. Its product is annotated as zinc transporter ZIP9-like. The transcript has 7 exons. Gene Ontology annotation, biological process: zinc ion transport; transmembrane transport. The record is from RefSeq and is a predicted model, not a curated record. NCBI's taxonomy places the organism in Eukaryota, Metazoa, Chordata, Actinopteri, Cypriniformes, Catostomidae. Gene Ontology annotation, cellular component: membrane. Bases 508 to 1437 code for a protein of 309 amino acids. Gene Ontology annotation, molecular function: metal ion transmembrane transporter activity.
GCCAACAUCACACUGGGCUAGUUAGCGAUCAGUGGGCAGUCGGUAUUGCGGAACAAAUAUCAAACUAGAUGAGUUUACCACAGCAAAACCAUGUCGCCUGAUUAGGAAUCAUCAUGCCGUUAACUGCAGCAUGAGAUCAGAGAAGUAGACUAUGACAUGCUGUCACGGAUCUUUUGAUUUGUUUGUUUAAUUUCAGGCUGCUUGUGAUGAUAUUAGCGGUUGCUAAGCGUUUCGUGAUUGUGUGAUUAAAGUUGAGCAACAACAUCCAGACAAUCGAUCCAAACCGCUCUGGCAGCAUAUCAACAGUGGAUGUACGUCUUAGUUCUUUUGAUCUGUAGGGAACAGAUACACACAUACAGUUCUCUGGCUAACUGGCUAGUAAACCAGUCCAUGUAAGAAGGUUCUGUUGGCAUCAGCCAGUGACUGAUUGCUCGGAUUUUGCAUCUCAGAGUGAGUCAGCGCUAGGAUCUUUUGUCGUUUUGCUGCUCUCACGGGUGAUCGUGUGGAAUGGAUGACUUCAGCUCCAUCAGUCUGCUGUCUCUGGCUAUGCUGGUUGGCUGUUAUGUGGCUGGAACUAUUCCCCUGGCUGUCAACUUCUCUGAGGAGAAGCUCAAGUUGGUGACUGUAGUGGGUGCGGGACUGUUAUGUGGCACUGCACUGGCUGUCAUUAUUCCAGAGGGGGUUCAUGCGCUCUAUGAGGAAAUGCUGGAAGCUGGGCACCAUCAUGGCCAUGGGAAGGUGGAGGCGGAAGUUUCCGAGGCAAAGGUUGUAGAAGGUGUGGUGAGGCCCAGCAGUGAACACGGCCAUGGCCAUGAGCAGCUCCACGCAUAUAUCGGUGUCUCUCUGGUGCUGGGCUUUGUCUUCAUGCUGCUGGUGGAUCAAAUCGGCAGUUCUCACAUGCACAGCAGUGAUGAUCCAGAGGCAGCAAGGGCUGCUAGCUCAAAAUUUACCACAACACUUGGAUUGGUCGUCCACGCUGCAGCUGAUGGGGUUGCGCUUGGAGCUGCUGCGUCCACCUCUCAGACCAGCGUCCAGCUCAUUGUGUUUGUGGCCAUCAUGUUGCAUAAGGCCCCUGCUGCAUUUGGACUCGUAUCUUUCCUCAUGCAUGCCGGUUUAGAAAGAAACCGUAUCCGGAAACAUCUGUUAGUCUUUGCCUUGGCGGCUCCUGCUUUGGCCAUGCUCACAUACGUAGGACUCAGUCAGAGCAGUAAAGAGGCACUGUCUGAUGUCAACGCUACUGGUGUGGCCAUGCUGUUCUCUGCCGGCACCUUCCUGUACGUGGCUACGGUGCAUGUUCUACCAGAGGUGGGCGGCAUGGGGGGCCACAGCCACUCGCCUGGGGGGAGUGGAGGGAAAGGACUGAGCAAAGUGGAGGUUGGAGCUCUGGUACUAGGCUGUCUGAUACCACUGGUGCUCUCCAUCGGCCACGAGCACUAGUGUUCUUCACUUGAAGCUACAUAAAAGACAAAACCAUACCAGAAAGAGCAAAUGGGACUUUGAACAGCGUUGGCCAAACAAGAACCUCACAUUUUGAAUCAUGUCUCUGUCAGUUUAUUGAAUUCAGUGGUUGGAUUGAAUGUAAGAACAUUCGAGAUUGGUACAGGAUUUGGGAAGCAUCUAUGGACUUCCGGAAUGGGUGGCCCUGCCCCUCCACAAAGCACUGUGUGCAUCUUACAUUGACCAUACACAAAUAAAUGCCAUCAUGUGUCCAGCUCUUUUUUUUUUUUUCUUUUUUUUUUCUUCAGUGGUGCAGAUUUUUUCAAGUUUAUAAGGAUAGGUUGUGGUUGGAUUGUCAUGCAGGCUAUAAAUGUGGUAUUCUAGCAGUUUUUGGAUGGAAUAUGAUCAUGAAUCUUUUAAAAGACAAACAGACACAGAUGUUGCUGUUAUAAAUAAUCAAAUAGUUCUGAAAUGUUUUUUAUUCCUUACAGACAUGAGCCCCAAGAUUGUAAUUGUAAGUUUAUUUUCCCUUUUUCACACAUAUCUUCAGUAUUGAUUUGUAAUUUUGAACAUUAUAAUGAAAUUAUACCUGAUAUAUAUAUAUAUAUAUAUAUAUAUAUACACAUUUUUUUUUUGUUUGUUUUUUUUUUUUGCUUUAAGCUGGUGAACACCAAAAAGCGUUGUUACCUAACAAGAAGUGCUAAACUUUUUUCUUAUAUAUUUUUUUACUUUGAUUCUCCCACCCCCUUUAGCCUUUUUAUUUUAUAAUUUAUUUGUUGUUGUUAACAAGACAACAAUUUCUCCUUACUCGAUGUUCUAAUAGUCAAUAUGCUUCUGGAAAAUUAUGGGAAUAUUCACGGAAGAAUGGGCUAGUUUUGUACUCAAACUUGGUUGCUGCCAAAAAGUUUUUCUUCUUGGAUCGCUCAUUAAAUUUAUAGAAUUAUUGGAGAAUCUAAUCAUGUGUAGAUAGUAAUUGAACAAAUGUGACAUCUGUAUUUGGUCGUAGACCAUCUGGGGGACCGCUGAAGGAUCAACGUUUCCAAAUCUUUAUAUUAAGCAGUUUUUCUUUUUUUUUUUAAUGAAAGAAGCUGUGUUUGAGGUUAUUGUACACAGAUACAUAAUUUAACCCAAUUAUGACACUGGAAAUGUUCAGUGUCCAAAGGCUCAGCUAUUGGACACAUUGUUCUUUUUAGUUCAGUGCAUGCACAGCUUUGUUAUUUGACUUUAAAGUCAUUACUCUAGCCUGAUUGGUUGUUGAAUCCUGGAGAAAGGAUCUGAUUAGUCAGUCAGAUGUUUUGUUCUGUGAAGCCUGCUCGGAGCAAAGCCUGUGUACUGUAAAUAUGUAUUUUCUGUAUAAAUGACAAACAAAUGCUCCAGACAAAAAGAGAGAGAGAGAGAAAAGCUCCUAGAUGCCCUAUUUGAGAUGCAUUCAAAACCAUAUUGUCUUUAGUCGAACUUCAGUUUAUUGUAUAUAACAAGUGGGGAAUUGAGAUUAUUUUUAAUUACAUAUAAUGACAUCGAUAAUUCCACUUUAUAAAGGUCUUCAGUGUCUUAACUGGUCCUACAGAGAAAUCGAGGUCAGUUGUGAAGAAUACAGGAUGGAUCUCUGAUCCUGUAGGUGGUGGUGGCAUAGUGGUUACCUGGGAUGGUAACCUGAAGGUUUUAGAUUAAAACCGUGAUUCAUGAACUUGGCAGGAUGUUGUGUAUCAACAAUAUGAUCACAAGCAAGUUACUUUAAGGUUGCUAAUUAGAAACCAGGACACCAGCAACUACUCAUGGGGCUUAAAUAGAUUUGCUAAGUCAUAGUCUAUCAUAAAAGCUGUUAGUGCUUUUAGCUCUCUAGCCCCCUCAUCUUAAUGUAGUACGCAAGUACAGCGUCAACCUCAAACUAGUGCAAGAUACACUGUUGAGCCGAGGCUUCAUGGUGACUUGUAUAGUAUGUCACUUUUAAGACUACUUUAAAGGGCAAGUUGGAGGUAAAUUAGCCUCAUUUGAAUCCAAAAGUGUGUCCUUCGCCUAGUGAUUUGGGACGGAUAUUAAAUGGAACUGAAUUAUUAUGGAGAUUUGUUUGGUGAAAUUUGGUGCCAUAUUGUUUGGACCUCUUUUGACCGGUUCCAUGGCCAUAGCUCUGAUUGUUACUUGGUUGGAUCUGUUAGGAUUGAGGAUGGGCAGGGAUGCUAAUAGUAUUUAGGAUAGAGCUUUUACAAUUACAAAGUGAGGGAUUGGAGGGGUGGGGUAUGUUGAAAUCAGGCUGAGAUUGGGGGGCUUUUAUGUGAUCAUUCCACAAGAGGACUAUGCCUUAUUUUUCUUGAUUGUUUAACUUUAAAUGGUUGUAAAACUUUUGUUCUUGGUGAUUGGAAUAAACUUGUUUUCUUUUUUUAAUGGAUGCAAAUCUUAAAACGUAUCUUAUUUUGCCUGUUUAAUAACAUUUGGAACUGCAUUGAACAAUAUUUUCAGAUUGUGUAAUAAUGAAGCAAAUAAAUGAGGAAUGAGUAACCUUUUAACGA